AUGUCGCACCCUGCCUCUCCCUCAUACCUACGCCGUGGAGACGACGACUUCUCGCCAGACCGCCUGCCUCGAUCUCCUCCGCCCGGCAGGACCGCCCCUGUUCACGACGUUCACGACAGCCCAACCGUCCCCGGACGACCAGCCCGCUUCGACAACAAUCUCCUGCCGUCUGGGCCGCCCUCGCCGUCCCUUCCGCCAGUCCCCAGCAACCGUCCUCCCAGUUCCUGGUGUGACCACACAUUGAGCUGUGGGGAUUUGACUUCGCACAACACCACCUCCAUCGACAUUGUGUACCGCCUUGGUCAGCUGGUGCUAAUUCAUGGUCAUUUCGCCUGCCGGGUCAGCAGUAGUCGUCAGCACUGGAAAAGCGCACCGAGUCCGCUUCACACGAGACCUGUCCUGUCUCCUCCCCCGAGCGCCAGCCCGAGAAGCGCGCAGUUCUCGCCAGGAGGCCGCGACCUGCACGUCAAAACUCGCUUCGCCUCCGCGCCACUUCCGUCGCCGCGCGCACUGCCGACAACAGCUCCAGCAAAUGGAAACGCGGUCAGCUUAGGCGAAACCUCCUUCUUCGAAGACACACCCUCGCCUCCGAUUUCGCCCACGUCUGAACACUCCGAACCCGGCACAUCCUCGCAUGAUACCCCACGCCCACCGAGCCCAACAAUAAGCACGCAGCCUGUCGGGUGUGCUUCUGCUGGGCCCUCUUCCACGAUGGCGGGCAAUUCGACCAAGUCAGAGGCGCCCAAGGGCGCGCCGCGGAAUUCAUCGAUAGAUUCAGCACUUUCUGCCAUGUCUGGCAGGAAUGGGUCCCAACAGGGCGGCCCCGAUGCCACAGCUGGAGGGACUGAGAUUGCCACUCUCAUUUCUGCAGCUGGAAGCCCAGAGGCCGUCAUCCAGUACCUGCUCAAGGAGAAGCAAGCAAACUCGCAGCAAAACGCCCAGCUAUGGCGCCUGGUCGACAAACAGCGCGCCAUGAUUCUCGGCUUGAACAAGGACCUCGAAAGGGCAUUAAAGGACAAGGAAAAGUAUAGGAAAAAGCUCAAGGAGGUCAUCGUGGCGUCCGAGAACCAACCCACAAAGUCGGAAAACCCCCAGCUUCGCCCAAUCGUCAUCCCCCGCAUUGAUAUUAACGCGACCCGAGAGCUUGUGGAAUCACCAAAGUCCGUGCACUCCCUGGACGAGCCCGACAGUGCGAAAGAAUCCCCGGUCGACAUGGCUCUAGCACCAUAUCCGAUCACACCUCCCGCAGACAAGGUCGCCAACAACGGACCUCCCUCGGCUGUUGGAGAGCUUCUGGAUCCCCGGUCGGCUAUGCCAAAGGCGUCAGAGCACGCACUAGAUAACUACGACCACGAGGCAGAGGAUCCUGCUGCAGCGGCUUCCAAGAAGACGGCGAACACGAGCAGAGAGAUUCCCUAUAAUGCCACAUUGCCACCAUCCAGAAGUCUGCCGAGCGCACCACCAACAAUGCCACCUCCAAAGCCCCCAGGUCAGCUGCCCUCGCUGUCUAUCACCGAAGGGACCCCGAUUCUUGGUGCAGGAAGUCCGACAUUUCCCCCACCGCCUGGGGCUCCCCCGCCCAGGAAACCGCCACCUGCGCCAUUACAGCUGAAGAAGGAGAAGCAUUCUCCGACCUUGCCACCAGAAGUUGACAAUGACUCGGAAUCAGAUUAUGACUCUCUGUUGGAGGUUGACGAGCUCCCGAUUCCUGAGAAGCGUGGCCGACGACGGACGAGGGAAGAGGAUGAUCGCAUGCGUGAGGUUCUAGCCAUAGAGGAGGCGAAAGCGAGAAGCCAAUCGGGCAAGAACAAGUCUGGCACACCAACGACGGCUGAGUCAGAAGUGAGCCCCAAGACUAUGCCUAUCGGCCCUCGGAUAGCGGGAUUGCAGCCAGCGACUGCUCGUGAGAACGCUUCCGCGUCCCUUGCCGGCGUGCUGAAUGGCGAUGACGAUGUGCGCCAGACGACCUUGACGGCUCCAAUGAUGAAUCCAGGUCUUCCCGCCAGCCCGCGUCCCAUGGGUCUGAAGUCACCCGUAACUUCGCCGCCGCUGUCACCUCGUGGCAUUCCUCCGGCUCCUCUCUCGCCGCGUCCGCCACGACAGAACAUCCCCUUGCCGCCAAACACGCCGCUGUCUGCGGCUUCGUCGACGGACGUUCAGCGAGGAACGCCGAUCAAGCCAGACGCGCCAAUGCAGAGGAUUGUCGAGGCCCCUCAGCUUAGUCCACCCACGAGCCGCCCGAGCCCCACCGCGCGGACGAAGAUAUACAACGGAUUCAAGACAGACGAGUAUCCCGACCUCUUGCUACCCCCUAAUGCUCUCCCGUCGAUUGAGGUGAAGGUGGCCUCAUCUCGCAUGAAGCCCCCAAGAGCAAGCAUGAUCUCAUUGACACAAUUGGAAGAAGACCCAGUUUUUACACUUGCCAUCUAUUCCCGUGCCGAGGGUGGUGAGCUGUGGCGAGUCGAGAAGGACACGACAUCGCUCGGACGGCUGGACUCUCGCAUGAAGCAGUGCCCAGCUUUCACUGCCAAGACGCCGGACAGGUCGCUUUUCACUGGCCACGCCCCCGCCAAGCUCGAUGCUCGACGACAAGUACUGGAAUUGUAUCUGGACGAGCUAUUGGAAACACCCCUGGACAGCGCGACCGCGCUUGAGCUCUGCAAGUACCUUUCUACAAACGCGCUGCCUCCGAACACGGACGACAUGGGCACCAUGAUUGGUGCUGCGGCUGAGGAGUCUGGCAAGCAGCAGAAAGGUCCUGGUGGUCGCCCGUUCAAGACAGGAUACCUCACGAAGCGUGGCAAGAAUUUUGGCGGCUGGAAGGCACGGUUCUUUGUGCUCGAAGGACCCCAGCUUCGCUAUUUUGAGACCCCUGGAGGUGCCCAUCUUGGCACGAUUAAGCUGCAAAAAGCCCAGAUUGGCAAGCAAUCACAGCAUAACAACGAAGCUGGCGGCGCCAACGGCGAGGAUUCUGAUAACCAGUACCGCCACGCCUUUCUGGUCCUGGAGCCAAAGAAGAAAGAUUCUUCCAGUCACGUAAAGCAUGUGCUCUGUGCUGAGAGCGAUGUGGAGCGUGACGAGUGGGUUGAGACCUUGCUGCACUGGAUCGACUAUGUGGAGCCCGGCAAGGAUGACACAUCCUCGGUUCAGUCGUCCGAGGCGCCUCCGCGGCGUGGAUCCGGAGGCUCAGCUCCGAAGAGUAGUGGGCAGACCGUCAAGAAAAAGCCCAACUCUGGCAAGGGCCAUGCCCCUCAUGCUGGCAGCCAGGAUGGCCUCAUCGGCAUGAGCUAUGAUUCCGCCAAGGCAGGGAACGCACCCGAAGGAGCGCCACCCAGGUCCAGAGGAGCAGCCACGCCGGACAUUAUGCAAGCACCGCUGUCGGCGACGUUCAACAUCUCGGGCCCACGUGACCCCCAGCCUAUCGCUGAUACCACGAUGUGGAGCGGCAAGGCAGGAUUGGCAAUUCCAGGCCCGACCUACGAGGAAAAGAAGCAGCGGAAGCGGAGUUUCUUCGGCUUUGGCCCUAAGACGAGGUCUUCCACCGAUGACCAGGACUCAUUGUAUGGCUCAAGCGCACCCAGCGUGAACCAGGCCGAGCCGAGGGGCCCGGUUCGCCAAGUGUUUGGUGCCCAGCUUGCAGAUGCGGUUCGAUACAGUGGCCCGGUCGACGUGAAUGUACCUCUGCCUUGCGUCGUGUACCGCUGCAUCCAGUACCUGGACGCCAAGAAUGCCAUUCUGGAGGAAGGCAUCUUCCGGCUCAGUGGUUCGAAUGUGGUCAUCAAGCAGCUCCGCGAGCGCUUCAACACCGAGGGGGACAUAAACCUCGUGACGGACGAGACCUACUACGACAUCCACGCCGUGGCAUCUCUCCUGAAGCUCUAUCUUCGAGAACUCCCCACCACGAUACUCACCCGAGAUCUGCACAUGCAGUUCAUCGCCGUCUCUGAGAUGCCUGAUCACAAGGAGAAGAUUGCUGCCUUGGCCGAGCUGUCGCUGAGACUGCCGCAAGCCAACGCCACCUUGCUCAAAUAUCUGAUUGCGUUUCUCAUCAAGGUCAUCAACCAUGCGGAUCACAACAAGAUGACAGUUCGCAAUGUGGGCAUUGUUUUCUCGCCAACGCUUAAUAUCCCGGCGCCCAUCUUUGCCCUGUUUCUGGGUAACUACGAAGCCGUGUUCGGCAUCGAGCCUGAGGCCUACGAGCUUCCGUCUCCCGAGGCAUCAGAUGCCGGUUCAAGGAGCACGUUCGAGGCCCCUCCACGCCGGCCUUCGACAGGAAAUGGUCCGAUCGCUGAGUCCCCCCACAGGCAGAGACUGCUGGAGCAAAUCCAGCAGCACCGGUCCAGUCCAACUCCACCGCCCAUGGUCAACGGCUCUCUGAGACCCUCUGCUACGCCCCCGCCACGGAUGAGCAGCUAUGAGCCGUUCUACCCUGGUCUUGUCGGCGCGAAGGAGCAGGGUUACGGCAGAUCCAGUCACGACUACCAAGGAGGCGUGCACAACAACACGCUGUACGAGUCGGAGCACGACGACGAGCUAGACCAAGGCUUUACUGGCCGGGCCAAGCGACGCGAGAGUGCAAUGUUUCUGCCUGGACCGGGUCUCUCGGCCCAAGGCUCUAAGAGCAGGCUUCGCGAGGAGACUCGCAUGUGAUUGAUGACAUUACCUGGGAUACUGGGAGAAACGCGACGGAAAUAUAGCGAGGAGGAGGUCUGGGUCUUUUUUUUGAUUAUCGAGCGUGUCUUGCAUAUGUCGUCUGUACCGUACCAUACCCAACAUGUUUAUGAAAGUACAUUCUUUUCCGCCGAAAGCGACUGUAA
This is a messenger RNA of Microdochium trichocladiopsis, 4817 nucleotides long. RefSeq lists its product as uncharacterized. Gene Ontology annotation, cellular component: cytoplasm. The transcript is spliced from 3 exons. The record is from RefSeq and is a predicted model, not a curated record. Lineage: Eukaryota; Fungi; Ascomycota; Sordariomycetes; Xylariales; Microdochiaceae. The coding region runs from base 1 to 4650 and encodes 1549 amino acids. Gene Ontology annotation, biological process: signal transduction; regulation of GTPase activity.